Ostrea edulis (European flat oyster) is the source of this 1484-nucleotide messenger RNA. RefSeq lists its product as uncharacterized. The record is from RefSeq and is a predicted model, not a curated record. The coding region runs from base 204 to 989 and encodes 261 amino acids. The transcript is spliced from 7 exons. NCBI's taxonomy places the organism in Eukaryota, Metazoa, Mollusca, Bivalvia, Ostreida, Ostreidae.
UUGUGUAGUGGUAUCUCAAGCAUAACGUGUAUUCUAAACCUUUAUCAGGCAUGUCGAUUUAAAUCUUAUAAACCAAAGACAAUCAUUCAGCAAAUAUAUGUGUGUAGUAUGAAUUGGUGAAUAUAGCGAACGAAAUCGAAGUUUAGAGUUUAGCAGAUUUACCAAUAUACAAGAAAAUCCUUCAGAUUUAUUAUGAUUGCUUAAUGUGGAUUCAGUUCAAACUUCCGAGGUAUGAUAUGAGGGCAUCCACAUUACGUGCAGAUACGUUUGUCACAAAGAUUGUAGCCGUUUGGCAAACAGUCAUUAUUUUUUUAAUCAUUCUUGGCAAGACUGGUAAAGGUAUGGAGACAUGUCCAACUGUCCAACAAACAGCAAGGCGAGUACAGAGGUGUCCAAUGAAUGAAAUUGAAUGGGAGAGCGCUGCAACGUACAAGACAUGUGGAGAGUUGCAUCGCACCUGUACAUUUCCCACACAUUUUAAAUACCACUGUGCUCUGAAUGUGUUUUUGAACGAAACAUGGGAAGUGUGCGCUCCAGAGAGAUAUAUGCUGGGGUACUGCAUAGAAUACAAUAAUCUUGGAAAUCGGAUACAAGACAACUACAAGAGGAAGUGUUUAGCAAUGGACCCACCCUGUCCAAAUAUCUACAAAUCAACAGAAGCCUACAAAUACCAAGAGUGUUACCAAAAGGUCAAACCAUCACUAAAUAUAUACGGGACAACGACAUAUAGUAAUACCCACACAACAAUGCUCAGUAAUGCCAACACAAUGGGUGAAACAAACGAAGAAAAAGACAAUGGGAAUGUCAAUUUGAUAGUUUUACUAACAACCUUCACUGGAAUUGUGUCAGUCAUUACGACGGUGGUGAUUGUCUACUUGGUGCGGAAGAGAAGAUAUUUAUUGACGAAAAACCUUCCUUCAGAUUCAAAGAAGACAGAAGAUCGAAUUAAUGAAGUUGAAUUACAUCCCCUUAAACAGUGCGACAUUUAACUCCGGACACGACAAAAGUCCGGAGUUUCGCCAACCCUUUUAUUAAGGAUACAAAUAAACCCUUUACAAAAAAAGAUGGGAUUUUAUGUCCACAAGACAUGCACCAACAUUUACACUUGUAACUAUUGUAGUUUUUAAGAUAUUUCACCUGAAAUCAAAAAAUCCCAUGGGAUUUUGGAGGGAUUUUUAAUCCCACUUGGGGGAUUUUCACUCCCACCAAAAAUCCCAUGGGAGAAAAAAUAUAAUUUCUCCCAUAGGAUUUUAACUCCCGUAUUUAAAUUUAAAAUGGGAUACAAUGUCCCAUAGGAGGAAAUGUCCCAUAAUGAACAUGAAAUGGCAGUGAAUAUCCUAUUUGAGCAUGAAUGGGAAUAAAUAUCCCAAAUAAAACACAGGAUGGGGACUUUUAUCCCAUGAAUACAGUAAUAAAGCAGAAAAUUGUAUCUUAAAGAGUGUUGUUUGUCAUGAUUCUUAAGAAUGUACUUGCAAGCUAAGGAA